Metarhizium album ARSEF 1941 is the source of this 858-nucleotide messenger RNA. RefSeq lists its product as uncharacterized. The transcript has 2 exons. Bases 1 to 858 code for a protein of 285 amino acids. Lineage: Eukaryota; Fungi; Ascomycota; Sordariomycetes; Hypocreales; Clavicipitaceae. The record is from RefSeq and is a predicted model, not a curated record.
AUGGCGUCCAGGAUAGGACCUCGAAGCGUCAAGGACGCAACGCGCUUCACAUCAACCAUGCCUCACGCCACAUCCAAGUCGGCCAGUGCAGGUGCAGCCGGGGGACGAGCCCCCCCCGCGACGCCAAAGCCUUCGCUCCGGCUUCCCGGCGAGACUCCCGAGCAGCGUGUCCGGCGACUGAGGCAGGCACACAUCGCCGCGCAGAAGGCGCAGGUCAGCAGGACAGACCGGGUCAUCGACGCCUCAAGAAGGUUCUUGGAUGUAGCACAUCGAUGGACCGUCGGCGGCAUCGUCGUCUUUACGGCCGUCGCCGGUGUCGUAAGCGUCUACUCCGUCUGGGACAUGCUCCAGUACAACCGCGCCCGCCGCGCAGAAUGGGUCGAAGCCCAGAAGAAGCUCGAGGCCGACUCCCUCGCCGCCGCGCGCAUAGCGUACCUCAAGGGGACCGCAACCGAUGAGCAGAUCCUCCUCGUGGAAGAGGCUAAUCGCGAAGCCCGAGAAACUGGCGUCAAGCUGCCGCCCCUGCUGGCACCGGCGGAGCACCGUACGCAUUUCGAAGAACACGUAAAGCCGACGUUUUCUAGGGAUGCUGCCGAUGGGCACAAGGAAGGAAAGGGCGUGCUCGGCGUCCUGUCUGGCCUCUUUGGUGGGUCAACCGCAGCUCAAGAGACGCCGUCUGGGGCUUCUACGCCGUUGGCCGCCGGGGAUGGUGUAGUGCAGGCGAUUGAGGCCAAGGCCAAGGACGUCUGGGAGACAGAAAAACAGAAUCAACUCAAAGGCGGUAGUUUGGACCAACUGGGCCUGGAUAUUCGCAACUCGGAGCAAAAGACAGGAAAGCGUGGCUGGUGGCCUUGGUAG